Molecule: messenger RNA, 747 nt
Organism: Drosophila nasuta
Lineage: Eukaryota; Metazoa; Arthropoda; Insecta; Diptera; Drosophilidae
Product: large ribosomal subunit protein mL62
Exons: 2
Coding region: 85-693 (202 amino acids)
Biological process (GO): mitochondrial translational termination
Cellular component (GO): mitochondrial large ribosomal subunit
Molecular function (GO): peptidyl-tRNA hydrolase activity; translation release factor activity, codon nonspecific
Source: RefSeq, a predicted model, not a curated record
GCAAUCAGCUGUUUGUAGUUGUCGUAACAGGCCGCCGCUGUUAGUUCGUUUCAAUUGCAUUUCGUUUAAUUUGUUUUAAUAAAUAUGAAUAAAAUAACGCGUGCUUUCAUUAGUGUACUACGGCAGAACAACAGUGGCUACAGCAGCGCCACUUUGCUGGGCCGCCAGCUGUCCUACCAAAGCGACUUGUCGCUCGACAAAAUCUAUCCCAAUGCUCGACUACAGCUUUACACGCCGCCGCCUCCACCCGGCAGCGGUGACAAAUUCAAUGGCUACAUACCCAUGGAUAAGCUAGAAAUCAGUUACAGUCGCAGCUCGGGUCCCGGUGGACAGCACGUGAACACAGUGAACACCAAAGUGGACAUACGCUUCAAGCUAGCUGAAGCAGAAUGGAUUCCAACGAAAACGCGCGAGAAGCUGCUCCAGGUGCUGGCCAAUAAGCUCAACAAGGAGGGCUACUAUUUCAUUAAAAGCGAUUUAACGCGCUCCCAGCAAAUGAAUUUGGCCGAUGCGCUUGAGAAGCUGCGCACCGUGAUUCGUGCCCAAGAGGUGGAACCCGUCGCACCCAGUGAAGAGACGAUUGAGAAGCUGCGCCGACGUCAAGAAAAGGCAGCACGGCAGCGUCUACAACUGAAGCGAGAUCGCUCUCAGGUCAAAGCCGAUCGUCGUGCGCCAAGUGGAGUUGAUUUUUAGUUUCUAUUUGCAAAAAUUUGUUACAUAAAGCUUUGGUUCAGUGAACAACUUAAA